Molecule: messenger RNA, 726 nt
Organism: Cannabis sativa
Lineage: Eukaryota; Viridiplantae; Streptophyta; Magnoliopsida; Rosales; Cannabaceae
Product: ethylene-responsive transcription factor ERF098-like
Exons: 1
Coding region: 143-535 (130 amino acids)
Biological process (GO): ethylene-activated signaling pathway; regulation of DNA-templated transcription
Molecular function (GO): DNA binding; DNA-binding transcription factor activity
Source: RefSeq, a predicted model, not a curated record
ACUGAAUCUUCCAAAUUCGAUGCAUUCAAUUAUAUAUCAUUAAUUAACACAAAUUUCCACUCAAUAUAAAUAAACCCCACCAAUUACAAACUCAAUUCAACUCAUAAAAAUCAAAUCUUUACUCUGUUUUUUUUCUUCAAACAUGGAAAGAAAAGAAGAUCAAGAAGUUAGAUACAGAGGAGUAAGAAGGCGUCCAUGGGGGAAAUUCGCAGCCGAAAUUCGAGAUUCUAAUCGAAAUGGAGCUCGAAUUUGGCUUGGAACUUUUGCUACAGCUGAAGAAGCUGCUAGAGCUUAUGAUAGAGCAGCUUUUUCCAUGAGAGGACCUUUUGCUAUUCUUAAUUUUCCUAAUGACUACCCGAAUCUCUCUGUUCCUUCCUCGGCCUCGGCCUCAAGUUCUUCUUCUUCUUCUUCUUCCUCUUCUUCUGCGAUUCGAAACUCGGAAACUCAACAAAGAGAAGUGUUUGAAUUUGAAUAUUUGGAUGAUAAGUUAUUGGAUGAGCUUCUUGAUUUUGACAACAAAGGAAAUCAAAGUUAACUAUUUUUAUUUAUUUAUUUUGUAUUUAAUUAUAUAAAUAGUUUAUCUUAAUUAACAAAAAAACAGAGCAAUAAAUAUUAAAGGAGAGAAAAUAAUGACAACAAAAUUUUGUAAUUAUACCUAUUAUUUUGGAAAAUUUUGAAUAAUUUAUAUUUUUGAUAUUAUAAAUUAUUCAAAAUUUAUCUAAAAUA